Molecule: messenger RNA, 2832 nt
Organism: Marasmius oreades (fairy-ring Marasmius)
Lineage: Eukaryota; Fungi; Basidiomycota; Agaricomycetes; Agaricales; Marasmiaceae
Exons: 10
Coding region: 1-2832 (943 amino acids)
Biological process (GO): deadenylation-dependent decapping of nuclear-transcribed mRNA; P-body assembly
Cellular component (GO): P-body
Molecular function (GO): RNA binding
Source: RefSeq, a predicted model, not a curated record
AUGUCGUUUUUUGGUUUCGAAGAAACAGAUCUAGAAAAGGAGAAGCAACAAUUUCUCCAUGGACAACUUCGUUCUUCUGACACGGAUGACCUAACUGUUUACACAUGGGGUGAGGAGAGCUACGACGGUCUCGGCGAUGCGUUGGAGGAGGGAGGCGACGAACGGAAUAAUGAAACCUUUGGUAGUACGGGUACCGUAGGCAAGGAUUUCGACUUCUCCGCUGCUACAUUGUCAGGCUCUGAAAAUCUGCAGCCUAAGCCUUCUCAACCGUACAACGACCAACCUCUCAAGUCGUAUGCAAGUCGACCUUCCGAAUCUCAAGUGACUCGUCCACCUGCCGCUUCGCAUGUGUCACUGGAGUCUAUCUGGGACGACAACUCUCCUUUCUCGUUGCGUAUGAAUGGCGCUGGUCGCACAUCAUCACCAUCAUCUGGUCGCGUUCAAUCGCCUUCUACGUUACAACAGCCGAUAGGUCAUGGUAUGAAGCAACAACCUGGUACUCGAACCCUCCAAGAGAUCGAAGCUGAGAUGCGUGCUGCCGCUGAGAGGACUCGAGAACAUACUCUACAGCGGCAACUUCUCCAACAGCAGCAGCACAGGCGCGAAGAAGAGGAAUAUCGUCGUCAGCAGCAGCAGCAGCAGCAAGAGAUGGAGCUGGAGCUACUUCAGAGGCAGAGGUUCUUACAACAACAGCAGGAGCAGCAAUUGCAGCUGCAGCGCCUCCAGCAACAACAGAUCCUUCAGCAAAGAGAACAGCAACACCACAGGACCCCCCCUCCUCGUAUGCUUCCAGUAUCUCAGUCCCCCCGGUUCCUCGAGCAUCAGCGACUUCUUUUACUUCAACAACAACAAGAGCAGCAGGAACUUCUUCGCCUUCAACAGCUAGAGGAGCAGCUUCGUAUUGAAGACUUAGAACGUCAAAUGCGCGCUCAACAGAUUUCUCAUCACGGUGGUAGCCAUUUGGAUCACGAUCGGCAUCCUUCCGGACCAACACUAGCAGACAUGGAGGCUCUUCAACUCCUGCAACAGCAACAACAACGUGAAAUCUUGAGGGGUUCCCAGUCUCCGACCAAGCAUUCUGCGCAUGACAACGGACUUUACAUGCAACAGCCAAAUAUACAACUGCAACAGAGAUUGUUAUCCGAGCUGGCAAAUACAGAGUUCCUUCGUGAAAUGCAGGGCCUGUCGCAAGCUGAUCAGGAAGUUUUGAGGGCCGAAGCCAUGCGGAAGAUUCUCGAAACCGAAAAGAUGGAAGAAAAGAGACGAAGGAAAGCGGCUAAGAUCGCACACAUGUCUCGAUAUAAUGAUAUCAUGACGCAAUCCGACAAGGACUUCAUUACUCGAAUACAAGUCUCACAAUUAGUAACUCAAGAUCCUUAUGCCGACGACUUCUACGCCCAGGUCUAUGGCGCUAUCAUGCGAUCCAGGAUGGGCCUGGGCUCAGAUGAUGAACGUGUUUUGAAAUUCGGGACUAGUGGUGGUAUUGGACUGGGAGUCCCGCAACGAGGUGCAAACCGAAGACCCAACGCCAUGCAGCGCAUGCAGCAGCAAGUGGAGCGGAUAGUCAGUAAUGCUAGACGGCGGGAGGAGGAAAAGGGCCUUCAUUCCCUACACAGUCUUCAGGGCGCUCUUGGGAAGACUUCUGGUCGAAGUUACAAAGCUGCUCCCCGACAGCUCCUGCAAGUUGAUUCCAACUCUUCCCCGACCUUAUCCCACGCUCAGACCCAUGGGCAUAUUUCUCAUCAAAACGAUAAUUCCUCUGGUGAUGACGCUGCUGCCGAGGCUGCAAAACUGGGCAGAGAAGCUUUAGGUGAACAACAUAACGCCGAGACAUCUGACCUUGUGCGCAAGGAUCCGUUGUCGCGCAAAGAGGUUCUUGUGACCUUGGAGGCACUGUACGACCUUGUGCUUCAACUUGAACAACUCAAACGUAACCAAGCCCCCCCGGAAGAUGAGCAAGCGACGGCGGAAUGGCAGAACGAGUUCAAGUCUGUCCUUGAUCAAACAUGGGUGCUGCUCAAAGUUAUGGUACCUCUUGCUACUAGCGAUCCGCAUCCAUUUAUCUCCAUCUUGAGCAUAGCCAAGGGCAAGAAAUUAUUACCGCGGCUCACCCGACAUUUGGACAAUCAGCGCAUGCUCACUUUAUUGACUCUCCUUAUUGCGUGUUUCAGUCAACUUGACGUUAUCCGUAACGCACCAUUUCUGGAUAAUCCUGAGGAUACACCUGAUCAUUCUGAAGUGGAACGUCAAACGCAAGCUUUCCUAUCUGGCGUCAUUCAAAGUAUAUUACCUAUAAUUGCCAAGGGCAGUUUACGUUUGAUAUCCGGACUUCUUGGGCUGCUGUUGGAUCGUAACGACGUUGUGGCGAUUGCAAAAACGAGGCCCGGGCUCGCGCUGUUGACGUUGUUACUGACUAGGGUAGAGGUGAUAAAGGAGUCGUUGCACAACGCCACCAAUAUCGAAGAACUACCCUCCCCUGAAGAUGCUGAACAAUGGCAAUUGAUGUUCGAUCACUUAUUUCAGCUUCUCACACCCCAUUUCCCUUUCCUUUUCCCUUCAAGUCGGACAAUCGAUGCUGCAGCUGGUCACAUAAAACCUGGAAUGGACGCACCUGAUCAACCUGUUUGGCAAUUCCUCGCGGCGCUAGCGUUGCACGCUGUCACUGAGCAGCAUCAAAUUCUUGUAACAUUGCUUCGGGACAAAGUGCUCGAUAAUGUCGUUAGUGCGAAGAAAGGAUGGGUGGCUGAUGAAGAAGAACGUCACGCCAAACUUGCCAACGUGGACCUUUUCUUGCACGCUCUUGGCCUAGACAGUUCGCAGAUUGCAAUGUGA